AUGAUUGCUGUGUAUAUUAUUUAGUCAAAGGUCAAGUUUAGAUACUUUUUGAAAGUAGUGUUAAAUAUAGACAUGAUACUAUAAUAAAAGAAUUACAUAAGAAAUAGUAUUUUGGAGAAGUAUCCCUUUUUACGGGAAAUGCAAGAGAAAGUACGGCAAAAGCGAUGGAGUUUUGCAGAUUAUAUAAGAUAAAAAGAGAUGAUUUUUUACAAAUAAUAAAAGAAAAUUCUAUUGAUUUCGAACGUGUUUAAAUGUUUAAAGAAGGAAUUACACUUCAAAAUAAAUAUAGAGCUUUAAAUAUGCCUUGUUAUACAUGUAAUUGGGAAGAUCAUUUGGCUAUUAGUUGUCCUAAAACACAUCUGA
Ichthyophthirius multifiliis is the source of this 363-nucleotide messenger RNA. RefSeq lists its product as hypothetical. The transcript has a single exon. The record is from RefSeq and is a predicted model, not a curated record. Lineage: Eukaryota; Ciliophora; Oligohymenophorea; Hymenostomatida.